AACCACUGGUAAAUAGUGUAAAAAAAUUCAUUUCCAUCCCACAAAUGACUCGGUUACCUAACCCAGUGUCCAAUUCGCCGCAAUUUCCAGUACUUAUCAGGCCUUCCUUCUCUGUGUAUGUGGCGAAUAAAAAUGGUGGAGAUUUAUUCGAUCUCCCGCGCGAGGAAACGUCAUUGACGUUUCGUGAGCCUCGAGUGAAAGACUUGUGAAAGACGCGUGUAUGGUGCAUGACUCGUACGCGACUUUAAUGUGCCCUUGAUUGACAAUCCCAUUUACCGACAGGUGUAUCAAAUACCCCGAGUCAUUGAAAUUAAGCCUGGCUAAUCAAAUAUCCACUAACUAGAAAGCGGUUAAGACGUACCAUGGAGCUCCUGGGGAUCCAAUUUGCUCCUCUGAAUGUACCGACGAAGAGGAGGCUCCAGACCUUGGCAGCAAGUGGUUGGAUCAUCGUGGUCGGUUUGGGAUCCUUCAUCUGCACUUUCUUGACAAUCUACAUUCUUCUUUUCUCCGAAUAUCGGUAUCUGAUGGCUCCCUACUUCCUGUGGAUUUAUCUCGACAGAAAGACCUGUGAUCGUGGGGGCAGAAGCGAAAAGUGGACGAGGUGGUUGAGAAACUGCGCUUGGUGGAGAUAUUACCGUGAUUACUUUCCACUGAAAUUGGUGAAGACAGCAGAGUUGGAUCCCAAGAGGAAUUAUCUUCUCUGCUCCUUUCCUCACGGAGUCCUUGCGACAGGAGGAUUUGGAGCUUUCGCGACGGAUGUGCUGGGCUUCAAGGACCUCUUCCCAGGGCUCAAAAUCACUAUCCUCACCUUGAAACAACACUUUCACGUGCCUUUCUUUCGAGAGUUCGUUUUUUGCGUUGGGGCUUGCAGUGCGAGUGCGAACAGUAUAGAAUAUCUUAUCGGAGGCCCUGAAACCGGAAGAGCAACAGUACUGAUCGUUGGAGGAGCUUCAGAAGCUUUGGAGUGCAAGCCAGGGUCAUAUCGAAUCGUCCUGAAGAGAAGGAAGGGUUUCGUAAAGCUCGCCCUAAAACAUGGAACUCCUCUGGUUCCAGUUUUCUCAUUCGGAGAGACGGAUUUGUACGACCAAGUGAACAAUCCAGAGGGGUCGUUUUUGAGAAAGUUCCAGGAGUUUUUCAAAAACUGCACGGGAAUAGCUCCGGUCCUGUUUCUUGGUCGAGGGAUGUUCCAAUAUUCCUUUGGAUUGCUGCCUCAAAGGAGACCUAUCACUGUUGUCGUGGGCUCACCGAUGGAAAUUCCAAAAAUUCCAAAACCAACGACCGAGCAGGUCGACGAGUACCACGCGAAAUUCAUAGACCGCUUGACAGAAUUUUUCGACAAAUACAAACACGAGUACCUGGCAAAUCCUGACACAUCGCUUAUAAUCGAAUGAGAGAUCAAGACUAAAAAUCUCUCUCUCCAAAAGGUGGAUUGACCGAGGAUUUCACUGCUUGAUCCCAAAGAUU
Molecule: messenger RNA, 1464 nt
Organism: Orussus abietinus
Lineage: Eukaryota; Metazoa; Arthropoda; Insecta; Hymenoptera; Orussidae
Product: 2-acylglycerol O-acyltransferase 2-B-like
Exons: 6
Coding region: 363-1391 (342 amino acids)
Biological process (GO): triglyceride biosynthetic process
Cellular component (GO): endoplasmic reticulum membrane
Molecular function (GO): diacylglycerol O-acyltransferase activity
Source: RefSeq, a predicted model, not a curated record